AUGACGUCCAAUCUCCCUUCCAGCUUUGCCUCGGCUGCAGCUGGUCAGAAUGCGAAUCGGGAUGCGAGGGGUGCCAGAGGAGAUGGGAGGGGACCUGCUGGAGGCGACUGGUCACGUAGAGACGGUCGAUCCGCGAAUGGCACCCUCACUCUCCGACGAUCGUCAACUACCCCCAUCGGCCAAGCUUCACAAUCAACUCCUUCUGCCGACCACGCUGUUCAGCAACCACUCCCAGUUGACACAGCCCCCGUGCUUCCCUCAAAUUUCAAGACUAGCUCCGCGCAAUACACCAGGGAUGACCUACUGGCCAUGUUUCAACCAGGAACAGCCGUUGAUGACGCAUCCCGGCUUUUCAUAUCAGGCUGGGACCCUACACACGUUAAUGGUGGUAACGUGAGGGGUUGGGGAAAGACCAACGAUAACCAUGUUCCACAAGAGCCUGGAGCAUGCUGGGAUCAAAAUGGAGAUACGGCCCCCAUGGGCUUGCGAGACCUUUCCAUCGAGGAAAAGGAGGCUUUUUCUACUGAGAUAAACUCACCCUUGAAACCACCAACACAAAACAAAGAAGGACACCAGGGAAAUGUCAACGGCCGAAAGGCUUCAGUUUCCCAAGGUUCUGGCAACGCGUUUGGAGUCAUCUCACCCUCUUCCGCUACUCGACCGGGCACGCGACGACGAGAAACCAUCGAAUCGAACCCAUUUAGUGGUGCACUCGCCUCCCCCACGGCAGCCGGACGGUAUUCCCGAGAGGAUUCCUCACCUUGGACGCAACGACGAAGCAACGAUUUGCGAGAGUCUGAGCCUGAUGACGGUGACGCAGAGGUAACUGCACGAGAAACCUCGAGCAAGCUUCCGUUUGGGAAUCUGAUUCGCUCGAAUACUGCCGGCAGUGCGGGAAUGACAUCCAUGUGGCCUUCGUCGAAUCCUGCAACCCCGGGAGGUGGCGGUUUCGGCAACUUUGCAAUGCCCUCAUCUGCAGUCGGAGACAAAAGAGUUGGUGGCGCUGCGCCUGGCGGAAGUGGUAGUCGUCUGGCUCACUUGAUUCCGAAGGAUUCUACAGAUAGUAGUGCUACUAAGCCCGGCGACUCCCAAAACCCUCCUACGCAGCAGUCCUGGCGCUCUCGCCCUCGGACUGACACUGACCCAUUUGGUGACGACGAAUUAUCUGGAAGCGCUGUGCUUGGUGGAGCGCAAGAUACGGGCAGCGCUGGACACACCCAUGCCAGCCGCGUCGGUGUUCUGGGCACUCCUGUGAAAGGCUCGACAAGUGACUUUGGAAUGUCUGGCCUCAACCUUGGGGCGCCGUCUGGGCAUGAAGGACAAGCAAGUCCGUCGGAGACUAACCCGUAUCGCAGCCCGCCUGGGGAGCGGCACGAACACGAUGAAACAGAGGCAGGCAGUGGUGAGCAGCCUCUUGGACCAGGACAUCAUGAAGCGCCAGCCAAUUUCGGUUCUAUAUCUCGUGGUUUUGGUGCGCCUAAUUUUGAGGGCAGCGACCGGAGUCAGACAUCAAGUGUGGGCGCCAAGGGUUAUCCACUAGGAAAUUUGUCUGGCUGGCCAGCUCCAGCCGGGCCGUCCUCUGGCACCCCAGACAGAGACCGUCCAAACUUUGGCAAUGCCUUUGGUAGCGCUCUCUUCAGUCCGGUCGGGGACCUUCAGUCUCCUGGUCUAUCCAACUUGGGCAACGUAUUCGGUGCACCCGGUGCUGGCAUUGGUGCUGGCAGCAUCGGCCGUGGCAGCAAACUGGGUUCUCUCUUCCCAGCGGCGAUGCAGGCUCAGAUGCAAGGCCAUGACCAGGAACACGGUAUGAGCGACACAAUACAGGGCCAUCCGUUAGGAGCAAUUGGCCGAGGCAAUUUGCAAGGGCCGGCACGCGAUACUGGAAGUCCCAUGCGACCUAAUCGCGGUGUCUUUGAGGAACUGUUCCCGUCAAGUGAUACCGGCCGAUCCCAAACCGGCUUCAGCGCGUCUGACAAUGCUCAACAAGUGGGCGCUGGAGCACCACAGUCGUUCACACCAGUCACCGGAGGUCUUCCCUUCGGCGGUGGCCAGGCCACCACGGAUCCUGCUGGAAGCCAGGUAAGGCAAAUGGUCAUGCCGGACAGGAUGCGAUGGGUGUAUCUUGAUCCUCAGGGGCAUAUGCAAGGGCCUUUCACGGGGUUGGAAAUGAACGAUUGGUACAAGGCAAAUUUCUUCACUCCAGACCUUCGGGUGAAGAAGAUUGAAGACUCUGACUUCGAGCCCCUGGGACAACUCAUACGCCGGAUUGGCAACUCGCGAGAACCCUUCCUAGUGCCUCAAAUCGGUAUUCCACACGGGCCUGCACCCCAAGGCGGACCAUUCAAUCCUACAACAGGUGGCGCUGGUGGUGUUAUUCCACCGCUAAGCGGAGUCUUCCCUAGCUUUGGAAGAACCCUGACUGCAGAGGAGCAGAACAACCUCGAGCGUAGGAAACAGGAGGAGCAGUAUAUGAUGGCUCAGCAACGGGAGUUUUUAAUGCGCCAACAGUCGAUGCCAAAGUUUCCAAUGCCAGGCCCGGGUCUCCAACAUCAUUCCAGCGCCCACAGUCUGCAGAGCCAGCCAAGCUUCGGUAGCAUGACGUCGCCUAUCGGCGGCCCUCCUCAACAACCCAUCGGCGCCGCCGCCCCGCAGCAUGGUUCCUUCCCGGAUACUCAAACCGGGGGUCAGACUGCCAGCAGAGGUGGUGCGGGAAACGGAGACCCGUUUAGAGCAGACGAAUUGGUUGGCCUGUCUGCUGCUGAGCGUGAUAUCCUUGCCACUAUGCGUGACGAAGCAACGGAAGAGCAACAGCAAGCCGCAGACCUGGGUUUUCGGGCAGGUCUUCCGGACACCGAGCAUCUCCCAGAGGACCAAGAAGGUUUUCGUGGCAGGUUGAAAGAAUUUGAGGAGCUUCGUGCUCAGCAUGACGCGGACCAGCUGGCCGACAUGAUAAGUGCGAAAGAAGCUGAAUCUGUGGUCGACGCUCUCCAGGACAGUUCCUCCACCCAGCGUCCUGCCAGAGGAGGGAAAGGCAAAAAGAAAAUGUCCGAGGACGGAACCCUGUCUCUCACGCAGCAAGUCCAGAAAGCCCAGGCUGCUGCUGCUGCCGGGAUGCAGCCUAUUGAGACCGAUAUGCCAAUGCCCUUCCCUCCUCCUUCAUCUACCACUCCUCUACCCGCACCAACCGCUCAAAGGGCACGAUCCAACCUACCUGAGCAAUAUAGCCGAUCCCAAAGCGGCACACCCGAUGCUUCUCAGCCGCCGCCCUUGGCCCCGUGGGCGAAGGAUCCCGGCCAGGAGGGGGCAAAAGGGCCAAGUCUGAAAGAGAUUCAAGAGGCGGAGGCUCGCAAGGCUGCCAAGGCUGAAGAGGCUGCGGCCGCACUCCGCAAGGCUGCCAUGGAACAGGAGGCUGCCGUGAUGCGAGAAAAGGAGAAGCAGGCUGCUGUCGCCGCUGCUGCCGGACUUCCGGCCUCUAGCACCUGGGGCCAUGGCUCACCUGUUUCCGCCUCCAGCCCGUGGACCAAGCCUGGAACGACCAAGGGACCGUCUUCCGGGCCGACAACAUCUAGCUCUGCCAGCAGUAAGAAAACAUUGGCAGAAAUUCAACGUGAGGAGGAAGUUCGCAAACAAAAGGCAAAGGAUGUAGCUGUUCAAUCUGGUGCUCCAGCCAAUAUUUCCAAGAGCUAUGCCAAUCUCGCAGGCAAACCUACUCUUAUGCCCUCCACAGCAACGCCCCCGGCCGCCAGUCCAUCUGCAGCUGGCUGGGCAACUGUUGGCGCCGGGGGCAAGGUUAAAGCACCAACCGGGCCAGCUGUUGCACAAAUGCCACGAUCCUUGAGUUCCAGCAAUGUCAAAGCUCAGGCUGUAUCCCCUGCCAAAAGCAUCAGUAAGCCAACGUCGGCCGUGGGUAGCUCCAUCGGUAAAACUGAAACAGCAAACCUGGCGAUGGAAGAAUUCAACAAGUGGACGUUGCGAGAGCUUUCCCGAGGUGGCCUCACAACUGAUGUAACCGCGUUCCAAUCCGGUUUAAAUAUGCUUCCGCUCGACGCUAGCCUCAUUGCGGAGGCGGUAUAUGGAUCCUCUACUACAAUGGACGGCAACCGCUUUGGCACGGAGUAUGUCCGACGUAAAAAGCUAGCUGAGAAAGGCGUCGUUGAGAAACAGUCUCCUGGGGAGGCUGCUAAGUCACCUUCAGCUGGGGGUGGCUGGAGCGAAGUCGCAAAGCGAAGUGGGAGCACCCAGCCAAAGGACAAUGAUGCUGGAAACAUUCAAGCUGCCGGCUUCAAGGUGGUUCCAGGCCGAAAGAAGGGCAAGAAAUAG
Messenger RNA from Pochonia chlamydosporia 170, 4320 nucleotides. Its product is annotated as GYF domain-containing protein. Gene Ontology annotation, molecular function: protein binding. The coding region runs from base 1 to 4320 and encodes 1439 amino acids. The transcript has 4 exons. The record is from RefSeq and is a predicted model, not a curated record. NCBI's taxonomy places the organism in Eukaryota, Fungi, Ascomycota, Sordariomycetes, Hypocreales, Clavicipitaceae.